This is a messenger RNA of Nematostella vectensis (starlet sea anemone), 1614 nucleotides long. Its product is annotated as leukocyte elastase inhibitor A. The transcript has a single exon. Gene Ontology annotation, molecular function: serine-type endopeptidase inhibitor activity. Bases 37 to 1311 code for a protein of 424 amino acids. The record is from RefSeq and is a predicted model, not a curated record. Lineage: Eukaryota; Metazoa; Cnidaria; Anthozoa; Actiniaria; Edwardsiidae.
UUGAUUUGUUUUUUUCGACAGAAACGAUAAGGCGAAAUGCAGCGUGUUUUCUCUUUUCUUUCUCUGGCGUUUUGCCUGGGUCUUACUUGUUCUCUCGAGAAUGAAAGGGAAUCGAGUAUGGCUUCAGCCGUAGUGCAUGGUAGUAACGAUUUUGCGCUAAGAAUUCUCCAAUCUCUAUCGAAAUCUAGUGCUAGCAAUGUAUUUUUCUCGCCUCUAAGCAUGUCAAUGGCUCUCGGUUUAGUAUACUUAGGAUCAAGAGGAACUACUGCGAUUCAGAUUGCCAACAUUUUUGGAUGGAAGGAGAGUGAAUUUGAGGAGACGCAUAGGACAUUCAAGCAAUUCCAUGAGGCCCUGCUUACGAGUGAUCUUGGUUAUGGAGAAAUACAACUUGUGAACAAGAUUUGGGGACAUGAUGAGUUUGAAAUACUUGAGGAAUUCUUGCAUGGGACACGGGAGUUCUACCAUUCAGAGAUGGCUCAAGUUGACUUUGUAAACAAAGCAUUUGAUGCUAGAAAAGAGGUCAAUGCCUGGGUACACCAACAAACUAAAGGGAACAUAAAAGAAUUGAUUCCACAUGGAGUUAUCAAUUCAUUGACCAAAUUAAUUAUUGUUAAUGCAGUUUAUUUCAAAGGGGUUUGGAAGAAGGAAUUUGGAGAAGAGAACACUUUCCAUGCUGCAUUCUUUGUACCUGAAUCCCAUGAGUCAAAGAUUGAGGUAGAGAUGAUGACAGGAAAGAUGAAAGUUAAUUACUAUUAUGAUGCUGACAUCAAGUGUAGAGUAGUAGAGUUGCCCUAUAGUGGAGAUGAUACAGCGAUGGUGAUCAUUCUACCUGAAGAGCAUAGUGGAAUAUUUAGUCUGGAGAAAAGCAUAGAUGUUGAGAUCAUGGAAAAGUGGAGAAGAUUAAUGAUAAACACAACUGUUGAGGUAUCCAUCCCAAAGUUCAGACUGAGUCAAAAGCUUGAGCUAAGAUCCCUCUUGCAAGACCUAGGAGUGAGUGACAUAUUUGAUUCAAGGAAAGCAGAUCUAUCAGGCAUUUCUGCAGCCAAAGGGCUUUAUGUUUCAAGUGCUAUUCAUAAGGCCCACAUAGAGGUUAAUGAACGCGGUACAGUAGCCGCAGCCACCACCGGGGUUGUCAUGGCAAAACGAUCACUUGAUAUGAAUGAGGUGUUCUAUGCUGAUCACCCAUUUCUUUUCAGUAUACAUCACAAGCCAUCUAAUGCUAUUUUAUUUCUAGGUAAAGUUAUGCAGCCAACCCGUGUAGGAGAAAAAGUGAGCCCCCACUCAGAUAAACCCUUGUCAGAUGAACUUUAAUGAGUAUACAUGUUUUACAUAGCUACAGGUUAUUUUGAUGAUUCAAUGAAAUCAAAUUAUUUAGAUUGACUCAACAAUGAGUGCUUUAAGGAAAAACUGUGUUGUCAUUUCCUUUAAGGGUGUACUGACAUCUGUUGCUAAGGAAAAGUGAAUAAAGCAUAAAAGCCUUGUAGAAAGCCAUAAGGGUCUGAUAUUUGCCAAGUUGACCACCAAAAGUGUGCUGACUAUUAUGAUGACGUUACCCCAUGAUGUCAUAGAUACAGAUAAAAGCAAACAUUUCAAGUAAAAUUGCUCACAAACAAA